Messenger RNA from Scomber scombrus (Atlantic mackerel), 4231 nucleotides. RefSeq names its product solute carrier family 20 member 1b (gene slc20a1b). Gene Ontology annotation, biological process: phosphate ion transmembrane transport. Gene Ontology annotation, cellular component: membrane. Gene Ontology annotation, molecular function: phosphate transmembrane transporter activity. The coding region runs from base 618 to 2732 and encodes 704 amino acids. The transcript has 11 exons. The record is from RefSeq and is a predicted model, not a curated record. Lineage: Eukaryota; Metazoa; Chordata; Actinopteri; Scombriformes; Scombridae.
GCUAGUUGUCCACAUGCAGUCGUGACGGUCGUUCAUUCAAACCGAGACGUUUAUGGACCUGAAGACACGGAUCUACUUUAACACCGACUGAGAUAAAUACUCCGUCACUUUAUUAUUAUUAUUUUUAACGUUAAUGAUCUUCUUUCGAGGAGGAUACAUUUAAUAAUCAGCUGAAUUUUCCAUUAUCCCGCGCGCGCUUCUGUGUGUGUGCGCGCGCUCUAAUUAGCUUAACGGCUAGCGGACCAUUUCUUCACCGGACUGACAACUUAACGUGUGGAUGUACCCCUGCUCAUCUGCAGUUACAGUUGCACAAUGGCUGUCUGUUCACUCUUCAUGAUAGCUCAGCACCAAAGGAACAGCAACAGAUCUAGUUUAAUUACAGGAUAGCAAUAAGCCCACCCUUAGACCUCUGUUUACCUUAACUGUUUACUGGGCAUUCCCAAGUAAAACCAUUUCAAGUUUGCACUGCUAAAUCUCAGAAAUCCUGCUUGACAGGUGGGCCUAAAGAGAAGUUAAUUAUUUAUUUGACCGUGUACCUCUUUAUUUUACUAGCUGCUUUUUAGACAGGCAUUUAUUCCCUUUAAGAUUGUGAAGCAAUUCCUCCAUAGUUUGCAAUCAUGGUUUCCACAACUGCGACUGCAAUAAUAUUAGCCAGCACAACAGCGAUGGUGGCCCACACUGCGAAGACAGAGUACAUGUGGCUGCUGAUUAUUGGCUUCAUAAUCGCCUUCAUCUUAGCCUUUUCCGUUGGUGCCAAUGAUGUUGCCAACUCAUUUGGCACAGCCGUGGGCUCUGGGGUGGUCACCUUGCGACAGGCAUGUGUUCUGGCCACAAUCUUUGAGACUCUGGGCUCUGUGCUCCUUGGGGCCAAAGUCAGCGAAACCAUCCGCAAGGGUAUCAUUGACGUCGGCAUGUAUAAUGGCUCUGAGCAUGUGUUGAUGGCUGGAUCCAUCAGUGCCAUGUUUGGUUCUGCUGUGUGGCAGCUGGCCGCCUCCUUUCUUAAGCUCCCUAUAUCUGGAACACACUGCAUUGUUGGUGCUACUAUCGGCUUCUCGCUGGUUGCCAGAGGCCAGCAGGGAGUCAGGUGGUUUGAACUCCUCCGUAUUGUUGGUUCCUGGUUCCUGAGUCCCCUUCUGUCUGGUAUAAUGUCAGGCAUUGUUUUCUACUUAUUGCGCAUGUUCAUCUUACACAAGAAAGACCCUGUGCCUAAUGGAUUGAAGGCCCUUCCUUUAUUCUAUGCCAUAACCAUGGGAAUCAACCUGUUCUCCAUCAUGUUCACUGGCGCUCCGAUGCUGGGAUUUGAAAAUGUCCCUUGGUGGGUCCUCCUGCUCAUCUCGUUGGGCUUCGCUGUGCUGACUGCCCUCGUGGUCUGGUUUAUUGUUUGCCCACGCCUCAAGAAGAAGAUUGAACGAGAUAUGAAGUCUUCCAGCCCCUCUGAGAGCCCCCUGAUGGAGAAGAGGGAGCUGAGAGAAGUCCACUGUCCAAUCCUGAAACAGACUGCCAAGGAGACAUCUACACCUACCCCUCCAACUGUCAAUGAAAACCCCCCUGCACAGCCCCAGGCUGCCCCCGAGGAGCGCAGGGUGGCGUUUGACAUUGGAGAUUCUGACGAUGGAGACACUAAUAAGGAACGCAGAGUGGCAUUUGACAUCGGAGAUUCUGAUGACACAGACUACAACAAUGCAAAUGGUGUGCCUAAACAGGUUCAGUCAAACAAUCAAAACAGCAAUGGCUCCACAAAUACCUCCAAUCAGGUCCAGUUCAACAACCAUGUUCAGUUCAACAACCGGCCAGCACAGAUCCCCAGUAACGGUUACAGCCAGUACCACACUGUCCACAAGGACUCCGGCCUCUACAAAGACUUACUGCACAAGCUCCACCUAGCCAAGGUUGGUGACUGCAUGGGUGAGGCGGGUGACCGACCUAUCCGGCGCAACAACAGCUACACAUCCUACACUAUGGCCAUCAUCGGCCUGCACGGAGACUUCAAGCAUAGAGAAGGGGAGUAUCGAGCCAGCGAGGAUAGCGACAAGGCCCCUGUGUCAGGUGGUCAGGAAAGGAAGCGUGUGCGAAUGGACAGUUACACCAGCUACUGCAAUGCUGUGGCAGAGCACACGACUCCUGAAGGAUUGGGAGAGGGUGAAGUCACACUAGAACUUGAGAAGGAGGAUGCAGGUAGCAGCCAAAGCUCUCUGGAUGAUGAUGGGCCUGAGGCCGACAAGCCAGAAGUCUCAACUCUCUUCCAGUUCCUCCAAAUUCUAACUGCCUGCUUCGGAUCCUUCGCCCAUGGAGGAAACGAUGUGAGCAAUGCCAUUGGACCGUUGGUAGCUUUGUGGCUGGUUUACACAACCAACAGUGUGACUUCAAAUGAACCUACACCCAUUUGGCUGCUGCUGUAUGGAGGCGUGGGCAUCUGCGCUGGGCUCUGGGUGUGGGGUCGCCGAGUGAUCCAGACUAUGGGCAGAGACCUUACCCCCAUCACCCCCUCAAGUGGUUUCAGCAUUGAACUGGCCUCAGCCCUGACUGUCGUGGUUGCCUCUAACAUUGGUCUGCCUGUCUCCACCACCCACUGCAAGGUGGGCUCUGUGGUGGCAGUAGGAUGGUUGCGCUCCAGGAAGGCAGUAGAUUGGCGUCUAUUCAGAAACAUCUUCAUGGCAUGGUUUGUGACUGUGCCCAUCUCUGGUCUGAUCAGUGCCGCCAUCAUGGCCAUCUUCAUCUACGGCAUCCUGUGAGCCUUCAGCUGCACCCCAAGCAGGGGAGGAAAAAGAAACCGCUCCAGUGCGCACCAGAAGAGAAGGAAAGUUGGGAGGCCAAAAUAUAUCGCUUACCUCAAGCCAACCGAUUUGGGAGAAAAAGGAAGAAGGAAAAAAAAAAAGGAAAUGUUUGGAAGGACUUGUGAUAUGGGCCUGUGGUUCUUGGCUGCAUCAUUUUCAACCUAGAAUUUGCUGUUUAUUUUUUGCAUUACAUUUCUUUGUUCUGACUUGCUUUUUCAUAUCUCAUCUUUCUGUAAGGAGUAUCUAAAAGCAUCAACUGAAUUUUUUUUCUAAUCUUUCUUCCAUUUUUUACAUUACAAUUAUGUAUAUACCACCAUGCUGUUUUAAUUUUGUUUUACAAGUUAGAAAGAAAAGAACAAUUUAAAAUGCAGUAUUAGCCUUUUUCAAAUGUAACUCUCCAGUCAUAACACAUGCUGAAGGUAACAUAGCUGCAAAAGCAGUAUUUUUUAGGUGAAAAAAAAACAAGGUAUGUGUGUGUGUGAUUUUCCCCCAAUUCCAAGUUUUUAUUAAUGAACUAAUAGUUAGCAUCGGGCUUCUUAUAUCUCCAAAAUUGGGACUUUUGUUUCCCCCUGUCUAAUAUGGAACAAAAUUGAUCAUCAACUGAAGAAAAUUGACAUAUCUUAAGUUUACAAAUUACCUGACCACAUUCACAACCCUGCAGAAUAAUUUACAAAGGUAGAAGCACUAAUUGUAUACACUGGAUGACCACCUGCAGAAUAGUGUUAAAUACUGCACCAAAAGCAUUACAAGGCAGCACACACGCACGCACACACACACGUCCUCAUUGUUGAAGUCAACGGAUUAUCUGUCCCCUAUCCAGUUCUUUCAUCUGAAUCUCGUGAGGCUCUACAUUCUUAAAUCAGUGCAGAAUUAACUGCAUGAAAUAACUUGGUUACUUGAAUUUGAGAGAAUGUCAAUUAAUGCAAAAAUGACCUUACGUCUCCUGUUAAAACUUGAUUGCAUCAUCCAUGAUGGUUAAAUGCUUUAGUCCUGCUUCAGCCUUGUUUUCAUAGUUCACCUUGUAUCAGCUACUUCCCAGUGAUUUUUUUUUUUUUUUUUUCUUCUGUGGAAUUUGCACCUGCCCAGACAAUUGGGUUGCUUUUGUUUUCCACCCCUUUUCUCCCUCGGCCUGAAAAACUGAAUGAGGUUGUAAGUGAGGAGGAACAGGAACCUAAAACCUGGAAGUUAUCUAACUGGGUGGUUUGGUGUUAAGCUGAUCUGGUGUCUUUGUUGAAUGAGGACAGACAUACAGUAUAUUGUAUACCACUGGUGUGUGGUCACUUGGUUGCAGUACUAAAUGCAUUUCAGACCUGUAGAUGCUGUAGAUGCCUUAAUUGUUUUAUUUUCCCUUAGGUACCAAAGAAGAUUUUGUUGUUUUUUUUUUUUUUUUUUAAUGCACAUCAACAUAAUCCAGUCCAGUGGAUGAAAAACAAAUGAAAAAUAAAAAUGGGAAAAUA